Messenger RNA from Papaver somniferum (opium poppy), 3479 nucleotides. Its product is annotated as SUN domain-containing protein 1-like. The record is from RefSeq and is a predicted model, not a curated record. Gene Ontology annotation, cellular component: nuclear envelope. Gene Ontology annotation, biological process: nuclear envelope organization. NCBI's taxonomy places the organism in Eukaryota, Viridiplantae, Streptophyta, Magnoliopsida, Ranunculales, Papaveraceae. Bases 76 to 1422 code for a protein of 448 amino acids. The transcript has 2 exons. Gene Ontology annotation, molecular function: protein-membrane adaptor activity.
AUUAUCAUAAAUGCUUUAUUUCCGCGCCCAAACCCCAAAAAAUAAAAAUCUAGGGUUUCAAGAUUUUUCAAAACAAUGAGAAGAACUGUUUCAACUGUUACGGAGAAGAAAUCUUCCAACUUCGAAAGUGUUCAAGAAGGUGGUGGUGAUGGUGGUGGUGUUGGAGUUUCUGAAAAGAUCAGACACGACGGAGGUCGAGAUCUAAGCCAUACGAUUAAAGGAGAAACUUCAGUUGAUAGAGAAACAAAUGUGAAGAAAACUACUCAGGUGAUUUCUCCUCUUCCUCGGCGUAAAAAGAUUGUUUCCAAAUCAUCUGACAAACCCUUAUGGAAGCGAAUCGUCAGUAUUUUCAUCAAGAAUCUUGUACUUAUUCUUGUAAUUUUAGGGCUUUUCAAGAUGGUUAGAAAUUUAGCUGUGAAAUCUGGUGUUGGUAGUGUUGUUUCUUCGGAGAUUGAAGGUCGAAUUGCAGAGGUGGAGUCGUUUUUGAAAACGACUACCAAGAUGAUGCAAGUUCAGGUUGAAAUCAUGGAUAGGAAGAUUGGGAGUGAAGUUGGGGGGUUGAGGAGAGAAAUUGUGAAGAAGAUUGAUGAGAAAAGUUUUGAGUAUGAGGCUGAGUUGAAGAAAUUGAGAGGUAAGACUGAUGCAUUGGGAAAAACUUUUGGUGAAUUGAAGGGUAGUGGGAUUUUAUCUAAGGAAGAUCUUGAUAAAUUUUUGGAUGAGUUUAAGAAGGGGACUAGUAAUGGUGGUGUUGGAAGUGAAAAUGAAUGGAGUUUGGAUGAUAUUAGGGGUUUCGCCAAGGAGAUUGUUGACAGGGAGAUUGAGAAACAUGCAUCAGAUGGACUUGGAAUGGUUGAUUAUGCAUUAGCUUCUGGGGGAGGUUUGGUACUUGAUCAUUCUGAAUGGUUUCAGGUUACUAAGGGUCGGAGCUGGCUUCCUUUCAAGAAACACUAUGGAGUUCAUCCAGAUGCACAAAGAGUAUUGGAACCAAGUUUUGGGGAGCCUGGUAAAUGCUUUCCUCUCCAAGGAUCUCAAGGGUAUGUGGUAAUUAUGCUCAGGACAGCUAUAAUUCCAGAGGCUGUGACUGUUGAACAUGUUUCUAAGAGUGUAGCAUAUGAUAGAUCGAGUGCUCCAAAGGACUUUCGGGUUUCUGGCUGGUAUCAAAAGAUUGAGACUAUUACUGGUGCUGGUACUGGUGUAUCUAGGUUGGGUGAGAAGAAGAUGUUUAGGUUGGCUGAGUUUGUGUAUGAUCUUGACAGAAGUAAUGCUCAAACCUUCAAUGUGGAGUCAGGAGAAAAGCGGAUUGUUAAUAUGGUUAGAUUUGACUUUGCUUCUAACCAUGGAGCCCCUCACACAUGCAUAUAUCGCCUGAGGGUUCACGGCCAUGAACCUGACUCGAUAGCUAUUUCUGAAUCUGAGUUAUAACGCAUGACUCUUCACUCAUCCCCCACACUUGUGUAUGACUUUGCGUCAGGGAUAGCAGUACUAUUGUUGAGAUCGGCAGGGAUGACAUACAACUUUGUAAUUGUUUGAAAAAAAUCUUACAAUCUGAAGCCAUUAGCCGUAAGAAAGCUCACUUCACUGUUUCCAAAAGGGCUGAAGGAAAAAUACGAAAUUCAAGUAAUCUCUCUCCUCUUUAAGUUUUUGUUUUGCAUCUAGGUUAUUUGCUGGUAUCUAGAAUUGAUUCAUUCUUAGGGUCUUCAAUGAUGUCUGUUGAAUUGGACGCGGUUUAAUUUCUUUCCAAUUUUCUACUGUUCGUUGCUGAAUUAAACGGACUUUUCUUAGGAAAGAUGAUAAUAUGCAUACUGUCCGAUGAUUGACAACUGACAUAGUUGCACGUAGAUCCGUGGAAUUUAAAGUGAUGCCACGUUGUAUGGUAGAUACUUCGGAAACGUUUAGUGUGAAAUAGAUGGAGAGAUGUAGUAAUGAUGUCUGUAUAAGUCAUACGAGAUGAAUCCUUGAUUGUACUGUGGAUAUUCGGCAUUGCUUGGUGAGUAUUAGCAUCUGGUGAUUUUGUAGGUGCUUUAAAUCAGAUAAUAGUGUACAUCAGAAAGACGGGUAUUAUGUUUACGUUUAUUUGCAUAUAUUAUUAAUUGGUUAGUGAGGUUUGGCGUCACACCUUGGUCGUUGUUUUGUCAGUGAUUUACGAUAUACGAGUAAUUCAUAGAUGGGUUGGUAAGUUAGUGUCGACACCUUGGCAUGAUCCCCUAAGUGGUCUCGGUGUCACAUCUGAAGAGCAUACAACCUUGAUUUUGCUGCUUAUUCUAAUAUGUCAGUAUACUAUUUGAGUGUUGAUAUUUGGUUUCUACUGAAUUUGCAAGUUGUGCCAUCAACUACGUUAGUAGGGAACACAGACGCGUGGCAAUUGAUUAUCUGUAGGUAAAGCUCUUAUGAUAUGCCUCUUUGGACUAUUGUGAAUUUCAAGUGACCAAGCAGCUAAAACAUAGAGGUGGUUAAGGUUUUAUGAUGGUGUUAAGAGGAAUAAUAGGUCAUCUGGUUGGAGAGUUAAACUAUGGUUUGUUUUCUAGGGAUCAUAAAAUGUUACUUCUGAUAACUCCUUCAGGAAUGAAAGCCGAAGGUGAAGACAUACUGAUUUUUGUGCUUAUAAAAAGGAGUCCAUCUGUUGGAGUCAGCUUCAGUCAUAUAUGUUGGUCGCAGUGAGCUAAUGAAAUGAUCUCAUUUCACUGUUUGCUUCCUUCCAGUGAAUUGUGUUAUCUCUUAGACUUAGUAUCCUACCUGCCAUGUCAUGGUGCAUGUGCUGUUCUGACUGCACAAUUAGAUAUAUGAUGCAUACUUACUUACAACGACACUUCUGCUAUGUGCAUUUGUUAUGAAUUUGGUACUAGACUAGUACUAGUCCUCCAUUUGGUUUUACUUUUGCAGAGAUUUUUUUUUUGAUUGGUUUUAUCGGCAGAAAAAAGCCUUUUUCAUUGUUUCUACAGUCACUUUUAUUGGACCUGGUAACUUGUGUGGAGUGUGAACUCUAAUGAUGCCUAAGUGUUUGGCCCAUUUCACGCUCUGUGAUUGUUUUCUGAAAUUUCACUUGCGAUUUAAAUGCGUUUACCGUGAGUGGGUUCUGUAUUUUUCAAGUAUUAGACUGUUUCUAAAGUAUUGCAGUGUUGUAUUUGUUCAUUAAUAAGUUAAAUGAAGGCUGUGAAAGUAGCUUUUGUUCGUGAGAAGUCUGGUUAUUAAGAUCGAAAUUACCAAGUUCUUAUGGCUUUGGAUAUUGUAUUAAACAAGUCAGUUAGAUUUAUUGCACUGCACGGUGAUAAUAUUGCUGGCAUGGUAUUUUUGCGGUACUAGUACUUAGAAUUGGAUUAGAGGAGCUGGUAACUUGAGUAAUGCUGAGUGUCUGAGAAGAAAUCUCCCUUCUACUCUAAUUCCAAACCUCUAUUCCAAACCCUGACUCCAUCUCUAGGUAACCUACCCUAGAAUCCCAGACCACAUUUAGAUUAUGAUGCCAUUUCAAAUCCACAAAACAA